Molecule: messenger RNA, 2626 nt
Organism: Callorhinchus milii (elephant shark)
Lineage: Eukaryota; Metazoa; Chordata; Chondrichthyes; Chimaeriformes; Callorhinchidae
Product: NXPE family member 3
Exons: 6
Coding region: 126-1853 (575 amino acids)
Source: RefSeq, a predicted model, not a curated record
ACACACACACACACACACGAGAGAGAGAGAGAGAGAGAGAAGACCUUUCCUGGAUGUUGAAAUUCUUCAAAGCAGGCAGUGCUGACCAGGCUGGUGAUUGUACUCGUGCUCUCUGAGCUCUCAGUAUGGAUGAACAGAAUACAAAAGCAUCUCUUCCUAACUCCAUACCCCGGUCUCUUUUUGUGUUUAUGGUGCUGAUCGUGUUGCUGAUGCUGAUUCUAAAUGUUCAUCGUAUAGAGUAUGAUUCAUUUUCUGGAAGUGUGUCAAAUUUCAAGUCCAUCCCUGUUCCAAAAUUGUAUUCAUCAGCAAAGGAUCUCUUGAAGUUGAGGAUGCAUCCUUGGAUACUCCGAUUGCUUAACUGUGGCUACCAGAAUGAAAGCUUUACACCUGCAGAAAGAGCUGAGGGAAUGUUCCUGUUGAAAAUGACUGAAUGGCCUAACCCACCUAGAGCUCACACACCCUUUAUGACCAGCACUGACCCGUCACGCUCUCACUUUCUUAUUUUAAACUCUCAGAACACUUUCCAUGUUGGGGAUCAAUUACAGGUGAUGGUCCACAUGUAUGAUUUUUCAGGACACCCGAAGCAAUACGGAGGUGACUAUCUCCAGGCCCGGAUCCACACCCCAGAGCUCAAAGCGGGUUCAGUGGGAACAGUUGUCGAUUACCAAAAUGGAUCGUACAAGAUCAAUUUUACUUUAUUCUGGUCGGGGAAAGUUGAGGUGUCCGUUACCUUGGUUCAUCCCAGUGAAGCGAUUCAAGUGCAUAAACGAUUGCGUGAAGAACGACUAGAUAUGGUGUACUUUAAAAGCACAUUCAAAUCUGGUGCUACCACAGAGACAACCACAUGCAAUCUUUGUUUGCCUGAGACUGCACCACUCUGUAACUUCACUGAUCUCAAGACUGGGGAACCCUGGUUCUGUUACAAACCAAAAAAGCUCCCAUGCACUGCCCGUGUUAACCAUGCCAAAGCAGGCUAUCAGAAGGGCCUAUUAAUAGGUGAAGAGGGUCGCUAUUUCAGGAGUAACCUCAACCUUCAAAAGCCCAUAUUACACAGUGGUCCAGGUUUUGUAACUGUAAUUGAUUCGUCUCACACAGAAGCAGUUCUUGGAUAUUGCAUCCAUGGCAAACCUCUGACAUCACCAUCUGGUUUUUAUUAUAAGGACCUUUGGAUAUCAACAACCUGCAAUAUUCGCCGCUUUAACACACCUGCAAGUAUCACAGAUUGUCUUCGUGGAAAAAUUGUUUACCUUUUUGGAGAUUCCACUGUACGUCAGUGGUUUGAAUAUUUGACUGAAUAUCUGCCAGAUCUGAAACAGUUUGAUCUUGGCAAUCCUAAAAAUAUUGGGCCACACCUUUCUGUGGAUGUGGAAAACCAGAUCAUGGUAGAAUUUCAUUGUCAUGGUCCACCAAUCCGAUUCUCUACUGUUUCAAGCCAACACCUGCAUUACAUUGCAAAUGCACUGGAUGAACUUAAAGGUGGAAAGAACACAAUUAUAGCAAUCACUAUAUGGUCCCAUUUCAGCACUUUUCCAGUAGAAGUUUACAUACGAAGACUUCAGAAUAUUCGGAGAUCAAUUCUACAGUUAUUGAGCAGGAGUCCGGAUACUCAAAUUGUAAUUAAGACCGCCAAUGCCCAGAGUAUUACACCUGAGGGCAGUAUCUUCAAUAAUGACUGGACCUGCUUUCAGCUUGACUUAGUGUUGAGAAAAAUGUUCAAGGCCAUCAAUGUGGCAUUUGUGGAUGCGUGGGAGAUGACUAUAGCACAUUACCUGCCACAUGAGUUACAUCCACAGCCAAUUAUUAUAAAGAAUGAAAUAGAUGUGUUUCUUUCAUAUGUCUGUCCUUUGAAAUAGGAUAAAACAUUGCAUUAAGUUUGUUCCAGUUAACCUUAAGGCAACCGUAAGUUACAAAUUGUGUGACAGGCUAAGAAAACUACAAAUGGUGUUGAAACAAAAACGUUUGCCUUAAAUUUAUUCGCUAUUUUUAACGUAGACACCGACUGUCCUUUUAAAAUGAGAAUAAAUUUUGAAUGAUUCUCAAAUGUGGGAGCCGUCAUUGGAAUCAACUGAAUGCAAGUUGUUGGUUUAUUAUCUUUAAUAAGCGAAAGAGUAAUUACGUGGGUAAAUAUGUACUUUUGAGGAAUUAUGUUCCUAUUUACUCAAUUACAGCAAUUUCCGUAAAAGGCAAACUGAACCAUGUCCAUACUACAAUCCAUUUCUUGAUUAAUGGAUGCAGGACUCAGUAGGAGAGUUGUUGGGAUGUGGAAUGCCCUGCCAAGUAAGGUGGAGACAGAGUCCAUUGUGGGUUUCAAGAGGCAAGUAGACAGGUGUACGAAGGAUAAAGGCUUGAAGGAAUUUGAGCAUAAGGCAGGGCAGUGGGUUUGAAUGAACACCUUAAUUUGAGCGCCGAUACAGACUCGGUGGGCCGACUGGCCUCCUCCUGUGCUAUAAAUUUCUAUGAUUUCUUUUGCCUUCAUCUACUAUUGCAGGUCACUGGAGUUAGAUCACUUUCUAUGAGGCUUGGAUGAAAGAAUUGUGGCUUUGUAUAAGUUACAUGCCUUUUUUGCCCCAAAAAGUUACUGUACUCGACAAUAAUUGUUAACUUUUGAAACAAUUUAAAGUGAUAA